This is a messenger RNA of Priapulus caudatus, 1902 nucleotides long. RefSeq names its product frizzled-2-like. Gene Ontology annotation, biological process: canonical Wnt signaling pathway; non-canonical Wnt signaling pathway. The record is from RefSeq and is a predicted model, not a curated record. Gene Ontology annotation, molecular function: Wnt-protein binding; Wnt receptor activity. Bases 55 to 1902 code for a protein of 615 amino acids. NCBI's taxonomy places the organism in Eukaryota, Metazoa, Priapulida, Priapulimorpha, Priapulimorphida, Priapulidae. Gene Ontology annotation, cellular component: plasma membrane. The transcript is spliced from 5 exons.
UCCAUGGCUUUCUUGUCAAUCGUGUGAUUGUGGCUUUAUAAUACUAGUUUAACUAUGCCUUACCCCCUUUCCCACGUUGCAUUAAUCGUAAUCAUUGUAGUGACUUUAGGAAUAGCGGUAGAUGGAGAUCGAAGCAUAUCAGAGAGCGGAGUUGCUGAUCCAGACACCGUUCCCAAACAUGGCCGAUGUGAACCGAUCACGAUACCACUCUGUGAUAACUUACCCUACAACGAAACGAUCAUGCCGAAUCUACUCAAUCACCAGAAGCAGGAAGAAGCUGGUCUGGAGGUGCACCAGUUCUUUCCUCUCGUCGAAGUCAAGUGCUCUCCGGAUCUGAAAUUCUUCCUGUGUGCGAUGUAUGCACCCGUCUGCACUGUCAUCCCGGAAGCUCUACCUCCAUGCAGGGGUCUCUGCGUGUCGGCGCGUCGCGGCUGCGAGGGCCUCAUGAACAAGUUCGGCUUCCAGUGGCCGCAGACACUCGACUGCCUCAAAUUCCCCGAGUCGGGGUUGUGCGUCGGCCCCAACUCCACCGCCGAGGGGGCGCCACCGCCCGCCGCGCGUCCGCCCGCGCUCGACCCCGGCUUCCCCUCGGGGGCGCCACCUCCCUUCCGCUGCCCGCGCAACCUCAGCGUUCACAACCUCGACUACCGGCUCGCCGUCGGCGGCGGCGCGGCGACGCCCGACUGCGGCGCCCCCUGCGACGACCUGUUCUGGAGCGCGGCGCAGCGACGGUUCGCGCGCGUCUGGGUCGGGGCGUGGAGCGUCGCGUGCUUCGCGCUGACCGUGUUCGCGGUCGCGACCUUUGCGCUCGACCCCGCGCGAUUCCGCUACCCCGAGCGGCCGAUCGUGUUCCUCUCGGCGUGCUACCUGUUCGUCGCGCUGGCCUACCUCGCCGGCUACGUGCUCAGGGACUCCAUCGCUUGCUCGGGGCCGUUCCGCGACACCGGGAGGGUGACGGUGGCGGCUCACGAUCUGUACGGGUACGGAGCACGCGCCGAGGCGGAGGCCGUGGUGGAGUCCCUACCAGUUGUCACGCAGGGGACAAAGAAGGAGGGCUGCACCAUACUGUUCAUGCUCCUGUAUUUCUUCACAAUGGCCAGCGCACUAUGGUGGGUGGUGCUGACCGUUUCCUGGUUCCUCGCCGCUGGACUAAAAUGGAGCAGCGAAGCGAUCGAACAACGUGCCCACCUCUUCCACCUCGUCGCCUGGGCAACGCCCGCCGCCCUCACCAUCCUCGUCCUCGCUCUCGGCAAGGUCGACGGCGACGUUCUCUCGGGAGUCUGCUACGUCGGCGUCGCCGACGCAGCCGCCGCGCGCGUUUUCGUCGUCGCUCCGCUCGCCGCCUCGCUCCUCACCGGCGCCCUCUUUCUCGCGGCGGGCCUCGCGAGCCUGUACCGGAUCCGCGGGGUCGUGCGCGGCGGCGGCGGCGGCGGGGAGGCGGCGGCGAAGCUGGAGCGGCUGAUGGCGCGGAUCGGCGCGUUCGCGGCGAUGUACGCGGCGCCCUCUGCCGCCGUCGUCGCCUGCGUCUUCUACGAGCAGCUCCACCUGGAGGCGUGGAUGGCGUCGUGGUGGGCGCGCGUCGCGUCGUGUUCGCCGCACGCCUCCCCGCACUACUCCGACAUCACCUGCCCCGCCGCCGGAGGAGGAGGUGGAGAGAGGGAGGCGCCGAUAUUCGCGGUGUUCCUCGUGAAGUACGCGAUGUCGCUGUCCGUCGGCAUCGCCUCGGGAAUAUGGAUCUGGUCGCCGAAGACGCUCGCCGCCUGGUGGCGCUGCUUCUACCGUGGCGCCAUCUGCUGCCGCGGCGGCGGGGGCGGCGGCGGCGGAGGGAGAGAGGCGGAGCUGAAGCAGAGGAGGGCUUGUCGCUACGAGGGCGCUCGGUCGCCGUCGGCUGCUGCCGUGUGA